Cercopithifilaria johnstoni is the source of this 906-nucleotide messenger RNA. Lineage: Eukaryota; Metazoa; Nematoda; Chromadorea; Rhabditida; Onchocercidae. The record is from the annotation of a GenBank genome assembly.
AUGGCUCAUUCGCCACCAUUUACCCCUCCAUCAUCGCCAAGUUGUAAAGGUGUGUCAUCAGCACUCUCGUUUCAUGGAGUUCAUCCUAUAAGUACACCCACCGUAAACUGCUUAGCCAAUUCCCUUGGAGUUUCUCCGCUUUAUCGCCAACAAAAUUUGGCUCGUUGGCAGAGCGCAGCACACAUUUAUCAAAGCUAUCAAAGCAGCCGGACUCAUAGCCGUGCUCACAGCCCAGCAGCGGAUGGAUUUCACGAAGCAUUUAUGUACCCACCAAGUUUGACUCCAGCAUUAAUAUCUGAUCAUCUUUCCACUGUUCACAACACUUUCGGAACACCACUUUCUGUCGUUGAAAUAGGUCGUGCUAAUCGCAAACGUCAUGCUGAAACUGGUGGUACACUAAACGAGCAAAGUGUUGGUGGCCCUUUAGAAUUAGAAGCUAUAGCUGCUGUACACGAACUCUCUAGUGAAGUUCGCUCAAUUGCUGUCUCAGAAAUCUUGCCACGAACAGCCGAUUUAAUUUUCGUAAAUAUCAUAACUGUUGAGGGUCACCCUUAUACGUUAGAAUUAACAAUGAAAGGAUGGCGAAUUGCAUCGUUGCAGUGUGACAGCAUGAAUGGAGAUUAUAAACGGGUUGAGUUGCACGCGAAAUAUUAUGACAAUGCUAGGCAACUUCUUGAGGAGAUUUCACCAGCACAUUCACAGUACUUUACCAAAUGUUUGACUGAAAAGCUAACUCAGCUUCAUAUCUGGAGGAAAGCUCAAGAAGAAAUGGAAGACGUGGAUGUGGAUUUACUUGACAAACAGAUCGACAAUGCUUCAAUGAGUUCGAAAAAAGAAAUAAAAGAAAUUGACAAUUUAUCAGACGAAGGUCUUGUGUUCACUGUGGAUAAAAGUAGUAAUAGAUGA